This is a messenger RNA of Toxorhynchites rutilus septentrionalis, 3639 nucleotides long. Its product is annotated as probable cytochrome P450 6a14. The record is from RefSeq and is a predicted model, not a curated record. NCBI's taxonomy places the organism in Eukaryota, Metazoa, Arthropoda, Insecta, Diptera, Culicidae. Bases 973 to 2490 code for a protein of 505 amino acids. The transcript is spliced from 2 exons. Gene Ontology annotation, molecular function: iron ion binding; oxidoreductase activity, acting on paired donors, with incorporation or reduction of molecular oxygen; monooxygenase activity.
GAUGGAAUGGUCUCUCCGUGUUUUUGAAUCUCGUUUUUGUCACAUAUCUUAUCAAAUUCGGGUAUUUAUCUAUUCGUAUCUGAUCGCCAAUGAACAAAACCCAGUUGUCUACAGUUAGUGGUUCAUACAGCAAAAUUCGGUGAUCUCAAACUGUGCCCGAUUCAAGAUAAUGGCGCAAAAUCAAAACAAAAGUUUCCUCUUCUUCGUCUUUGCUCGGCUACGCCCGAAACACGCAUACGCUUGGAUUUUGGCCUGCGCAGCCUUCACGCUCAGCGGCGCUUCGCGAUUUAAAUUGGUUGUGAGAGUUUUCCGAAAAGGAGAGAAUAGCCGAAGUACAGUCUCUGAAAGCGUGAUAUUAACGCGAGCACAAAUGAUGUCAUUCAUUUAACAUAUGGAUUUGAUCACUCUCGCAUUUUGAAGUUAAUUUCGUUUCGGCAAAUUUGUGUGUGAAACAAAUUUAACGGCUCACUACGAAAGCCGUACAUACAAAGUCUGUUCAAAAUGUACUGCGUAUUUUUGAAUUUCCGUGGGUUACGUAUAUUCGAUUUGCAAUAUUCUUUUUGUGGCGUUAUGUUGGUACUGAUUUCAUACACUUAUGCAGACAAGAUCAUUUAUUGAGAAGUAAAUAAGAAAAUAUCAACGCCCAGUGAGAUUUGCAUAUUCUGCUAACAUGAAAUAAUAUGUGAGUUCUUUUCUGGUGUCAAGCAACUCAUACGCAUAUCAUAUGGACACAAAUCGAAACUCGAAACACAAUGGCUCAGUUCGCUUCGCUUAUUUAAUUGGAUGAACCUCUGAAAAGCCAAAUAAAAAACAAUAAAAAAAUGAGCAGCAACGCGUGUCGCAUUCUUUUUUGCCAAAGCGGCUACACGAUAAGAUUUUCACCGAAAGUCUCCCCGAAAUUGAAUCUGAUGAUUAGUUGCUCCAGAGGAGCUCAGAUGUUUGGUGCGUCAAUUAUUCACAUUGUGCACAAGGAUGGAGCUUGCUGGUUUGAUCAUAAGCGUAUUUCUGGGUCUAGCGCUUCUCAUCUAUAGCUACUUGCGUCGCCAGCAGCAGUUUUGGCGGAGAAAUGGCAUUCCAGUGGCCCCAGAACCCCAUCCACUGUUCGGGAAUGUCAGCGGGAUUGGGCGUACCGCCCAUACCUACAGCCUGCUGCAAGGAUUAUACCGGGACUUCAAAAGGCGUGGUUUGCCGAUUGGAGGAUUCAUGAACUUCUUCCAGCCAGCGAUACUGGUCGUUGAUCCCGAGGUGUCCAAGAAUGUCUUAGUAAGGGACUUCAACGUGUUCCAUGACAGGGGUAUCUUUGUCGAUACGAUAGGAGACCCGGUCAGUGCUGGAUUGUUCAGUCUGGAGGGAGUUCAGUGGAAGGUUAUGCGGCAGAAGCUCAGUCCGACGUUUACAUCGGGUAAGAUGAAGUACAUGUUUAGUACGGUGUUGAGUAUUGCACAGGAGCUGAAGGCGUUUAUGGUGGAAAACUGUCAUCGAGAAGAUCUGGAAGUGAAGAAUAUCUUGCAACGCUUCACGAUGGACGUGAUCGGGAAUGUGGCGUUUGGAAUUGAGUGUAACACGAUUCGGAAUCCCAAUACGGAAUUCAGCAGGAUGGGCAAUAAAUCGUUCGAAUUUGACACAGUGCGGUUAUUUAAACUCUUCGUUGGGGGUAAGUACAGGACGCUGGCAAAGAUGAUCGGAAUGAAAGUUGUACCGAAAGAUGUUUCGAGCUUCUUCAUGGAGCUAGCAAAGAGCACGGUUUACUCGAGAGAAAUUAACGGGACGAAACGAAAUGAUUUCAUGAGUUUGCUGUUGGAGAUUAGAAGUGAGGGAAAGUUCCUUACUGAGCCAAAUUCUGGCGGCGAGGGACUCACGAUGGGUGAAAUAGCAGCGCAGUGUUUAUUGUUCUUCAACGCGGGCUUCGAAACAUCUUCAUCGACGAUGAAUUUCUGUUUAUACGAGCUGGCCAUGAAUCCGGAUCUGCAGGAAAAAUUACGAAUUGAGAUCGAAGAAUCGAUUGCCAAAGAUAACGGAGAAAUCAUCUACGACACUGUAAUAGGAAUGGAUCUUUUAGAGCGGGUCGUGAAUGAAACCCUCCGCAAAUAUCCUCCCGUUGACAAUCUCUUCCGCGUAUCCAACGCACAGUACACCUUCCCGAACACAGCAUACACCAUACCGGCGGGGACAUUCCUCCAAAUACCAGUGUAUGCAAUGCAUCACGAUCCACAAUACUUCCCAGAGCCCGAGCAGUUCAAACCCGACAGAUUCCUACCGGAGGCUGUGAAAUCUCGUCACCCGUACGUGUAUUUACCUUUUGGUGAGGGCCCCCGAAAUUGUAUCGGGUUACGAUUCGGGCUAAUGCAGACCAAAAUAGGUCUGAUCACAUUGCUGCGGAGCUUCCGCUUUUCGCCGAAUAAAAAAACUCUGCCGAAGUUGGAGUUCGAUCCGGCGCUGUUUGUGUUGUCACCGAAAACCGGAAUGUAUCUCAAUAUAGAGCCGUUGUAAUGUUUUAAUCAAAAGAUGUGAAACAAUAAAAAAAUUGAGUUCUGCUUUAUGUUUUCAACUUAUGGUGAACACGUUUUCUACAAUUGCUGGAAUGGUAUUAACAGCGUUAUCUUUAGUGAAAUUAAUCAAUAUCUCAUCCGAAGCUUUAUCUUUAAAUAUCAGUUUGAUUGUGCUUCGUCAUUCACGAGAAAAACAUUAUUCUUUACUGAUAGAUAAUCCUCUUAUCAACGAAAUAACUGCAGUGGAUCUACAUUUAUCGUAUAUUUUCGCAGGUGUAGAACGAAAAUUAUAAAAAAUCCAUUGCGAAGUCCACAGCAAUUGUGAAAAGAAAGUAGAUUUGUGAGAGUGUAUAUGUUCAUAAAGCAUGUUUCAUUUAGAAUUUGGUCGCAUAAAGUAGGACAUUUCUCAGCCUAUAAAUUACGUACAAAAAAGGGAAGGAUGUCUAUUUGUAAUAUAUUUCAAAGAAGACUUUAACUUUAUACAGCGAUCAUCUGAAUAGGUCCAGUAGUUCAAAAGUUAUGCAUUUUAUUGAAAAAAGUCAUAUUUGGAAAAAAAGAGGAAAAAAAAUCGGACCACCCUAAAAUGGGUAUCCCAAUGAAAUAAUAAAAAAUACGGAUCAACCAAUUUUUACGAAUAUCUGAGAACCACUAUAUCGGUUUGGCAUGGCAUGGCUAUAUAAUGACAAUAAAAAUGUGUGUACUAAAUUUAAGAUCAAAUAAUCAAAAGGGAUCUUUCAUUUGAUACUCAUGUGCGGGAGUUGCAUGGAAGAAAUAGGGUAAAUGAUUAUGGUUUGUCCGAUUUAGGGUGUUUUCACGCAACCAGUAAAUGCAAAUCGAUUUUUCUUCAUGAAAAUCAUAUAUGAUCAAAAAAAUCAUAGGGGGUCUCCUUAGCCACAUUGGUUGACAUUGACCAUCUUUGUGUUGUUACAGAAUAACUACGUCCACGCAACAAUCAUCAGCGAUGGAGAUCGAUCCACGGUCGAAAUAAGAUCGAUUUAUCCAUACAACUGCUCUGUUCUGCAAAACACAUCGGGCUGCUGAUCUUAUUAAUAACUCAACAAUGAUCAAUCAACUGGCUCUGUUGCCCGGUCUAACUGGAUAAUGGAAGAACAGAAGGAAAACUCGUAUGCCUAAAUGGCUACUGUGUAAA